Penicillium manginii is the source of this 1542-nucleotide messenger RNA. RefSeq names its product sugar porter family MFS transporter. The transcript has 2 exons. Gene Ontology annotation, biological process: transmembrane transport; carbohydrate transport. Bases 1 to 1542 code for a protein of 513 amino acids. Gene Ontology annotation, cellular component: membrane. The record is from RefSeq and is a predicted model, not a curated record. Gene Ontology annotation, molecular function: carbohydrate:proton symporter activity. Lineage: Eukaryota; Fungi; Ascomycota; Eurotiomycetes; Eurotiales; Aspergillaceae.
AUGCUUCGUGGAAAGUCGCUCCGCCUGGCUCAGGUAUUACUUACUGUAGCCCCCGCAUUCAUCACCUACGGAUACAAUCAAUCCGGAGUUGCACCGCUUGCCAGUCUGCAGUCAUGGGUCUCCACGUUUCCAGAGAUUGACACGACAAAUACCGAAGGCGCGAUUAAGGAGAGAAACUCCACGAGGAAAGGUGCAGUGAUUGCGUCUCUUCAGUUGGGGGCUCUUGUGGGAGCACUUUCUUGCACGUACUUUGGAGAUCGCUAUGGUCGACGCAAAACUAUUUUCAUGGCCUCUGUUAUCACUAUCAUUGGGGAGCUUCUGCAAACAUCAGCCUACGGGAUUAUCCAGUUUACGCUGGGCCGUGUUAUCCUUGGAAUAGGCAUCGGCCAGCUAAGCGCAACUGUUCCGGUAUGGCAAGCUGAAUGCAGUUCUGCCAAAAACCGUGGACAGCAUGUCGUGAUUGAUGGAGUUUGUAUGGUGCUUGGUUUUGUGAUUACAAAUUGGGUUGACUAUGGCUUCAGCAAGACUACUGGUGAGACACAAUGGCGGGUCCCGUUAGCACUGUCCUUCAUUUUCCCCUUGAUCAUUGUUGGGUCCGUCUUUCUACUUCCCGAAUCACCACGCUGGCUCGCCUUUGUCUCUAGAAAGGAAGAAGCCAUGCAGAGUCUUGCGGCGUAUCGGGGUCUUCCGGUCGAUGAUGAAGCUGUACAAUCAGAGAUUGCUGGUAUAGAGUCAUCAUUGGAACUCGCAGCGCAAUCAAAAAGCCUCACUCUGCGCGAGCUUUUCUUGGGGAAUGACGAGGAACGUCUCCUGUAUCGCUUUGGUCUGUGUCUAUUGAUACAAUUCUUCCAACAAAUGUGCGGUGGCAACCUAAUCUCCACUUACAUCUCAACGAUCUUUGAAGAAAACCUCAAAUUGGAUGCAGAACUGGCCAGAAUUCUAGGAGCAAGUGCUCUUACAUGGAAAUUUGUCUGCAAUUUUAUCCCUUUUUUUGCAAUCGACCGUCUGGGCCGACGCAAGCUGUUUAUCUUCAGCGGGGCUGGCAUGUGUCUCUGUAUGACAGUCUUGGCCAUCACAACCAGCUUUGGCAAUGCCGGUACAAGCCUGUCAAUCGUCUCUGUGGUCUUUAUUUGGCUGUUCAACAUGUUCUACCCAAUUGGGUUCUCCGGGGCCAACUUCGUCUAUUGUACCGAGGUCGCUCCCAUGCGGCUACGUGUUGCCAUGGCGGCUGCAUCAACCGCAAAUAAGUGGCUUUGGAACUUCGUUGUGGUGAUGAUAACCCCUGUUGCUCUCGACACGAUCGGGUGGAGAUACUAUAUCCUCUAUGCCGUGAUUUCAGCCUGCAUUCCUGUUAUCGUUUAUCUGUUCUAUCCUGAGACAAUGGGACGCAGUCUGGAGGCCUUGGAUAAUAUUUUCCGUGAUGCUCCUUCCACAUGGCAUGUUGUAUCCAUGGCGAGGAAGCUUCCUCAGGGCGAUAUGGCAGAUUUAAUAACGCAAGGAGAAAGGGAAAAGGGGAUUGCUGAUCACAAGGAGCAUGCUUGA